Arabis nemorensis is the source of this 1749-nucleotide messenger RNA. The record is from the annotation of a GenBank genome assembly. Lineage: Eukaryota; Viridiplantae; Streptophyta; Magnoliopsida; Brassicales; Brassicaceae.
AUGGGAGGUUGUUUCUCCGGAGAUUUGCAAGGAGGCAAACAAGCGAUCGGAGGGGUCCAGCAAAGACCCACAUCAACGAUAAACAACAAUGCGGCGCAUAACGACGCAGUCGAUUUCUUCUUCAGAUCUCGUGGUCAAUUUCCUCUCUUCUCCCAAAUCGAGUUAUCUUUGUCGGGUUCAAACUUGAUUGACCGUGACAUCACAUCUAAGAGCGAUCCGAUGGCUGUCAUGUAUUUGAGGAAAAAGGAUGGGAAGCUUGAGGAAAUUGGCCGUACUGAAGUCAUACUUAACAAUUUGAAUCCAAAGUGGAUUGAGAAGAUAACAGUCUCUUUCCAGUUUGAAGCUGUUCAGACAUUAGUUUUUCAUGUGUAUGAUGUCGAUACCAGAUAUCACAAUGUGCCGGUGAAGACAUUAAAGCUGAAGGACCAGGAUUUCUUGGGAGAAGCGACAUGUGUUCUAUCCGAGAUUAUGACGAGGCCUAACCGGUCUGUGACAUUACAUCUUACUGGCAAUUUUGGAGCUGGUGUGAAUAGACGUUUGGGAACACUCUUAGUUCAAGCUGAAGAAACCAUUGCCUCUAAAACUGUCGUCGAGAUGAAUUUUCGCUGUAUCAAUUUGGAUAACAAGGACUUGUUCUCUAAGAGUGAUCCUUUCAUAAGAAUUUCAAGAAUAGUUGAGAAUAGUGGUGCAGUCCCGAUAUGUCGGACUGAGGUAGUGGACAACAACCUCAACCCCGUGUAUAGACCUGUAUGCUUGACUAUGCAGCAAUUCGGAAGCAAAGAAACCCCUUUGGUUAUAGAAUGCUUUGAUUUCAAUAGCAGUGGGAAUCAUGAGCUUAUUGGAAAGACAGAGAAAUCUGUAGCUGAAUUGCAGAGACUUUGUCUCCAAAGAGAGGUUGCAAACUUUGUCUAUCCAUCCAUGGUUCACGACAAUAAGGUUCUUAAAGGCAAGCUCAUCGUGGAUCGUUUUGAGGAGAAAGUCCAGUACAGUUUUCUUGAUUACAUAUCAAGCGGCUUUGAACUUAAUUUCAUGGUUGCAGUUGACUUCACUGCUUCGAAUGGUGAUCCCCGAAAUUCAAGUUCUUUGCAUUACAUUGAUCCAUCAGGCAGAUUAAACUCAUAUCAGCAGGCUAUUACGGAAGUAGGAGAGGUCAUCCAGUUUUAUGAUUCUGAUAGGCGUUUUCCUGCUUGGGGUUUUGGAGGAAGAACCUCAGAUGGUCAAGUUUCCCAUGCUUUUAACUUGAAUGGAGCCUCAUACGGUGACGAGGUUGUUGGAAUUGAAGGAAUCAUGGCAGCUUAUGGGAAUGCUCUUCGCAAUGUUGCUCUAGCUGGACCAACUCUAUUCAGCCACGUGGUCGACAGGGCUGCUCAUAUCGCUUCACAGUCGCUCUCAACAAACAGUCCUAAGUACUUUGUUCUGCUCAUCAUUACGGAUGGAGUCCUAACAGACAUGGCUGGUACACUAGACGCAUUGGUGAGAGCUUCUGAUCUCCCGUUGUCAGUUCUUAUCGUCGGUGUGGGAAACGCAGACUUCAAACAAAUGGAGAUUCUUGAUGCUGAUAAAGGUAGCCGGUUAGAGAGUUCUACUGGUCGGAUAGCUACACGAGACAUCGUUCAGUUUGUGCCUAUGAGAGAAAUCCACAGUGGACAAGUAUCGGUGGUGCAGGCACUUCUUGAAGAACUUCCCGGCCAGUUUCUGAGCUAUGUCCGUUCCCGAAAGAUUAAUCCGGUUGGUGCUCCAGCGGUUUGA